AUGCAGGCUGCCGAGUAUGCGUCCAAGCGGGCCAAUGCCACCAUGCACCCUUCCACUGGCGUCGACCCUACCAAGAAUCACGACACCUACAUGAAGACCGCCCUCUUGAACGAAGAGCGCAACUGGGAGAAAGUACCUCCUCCUGCGCGUGAUACCUUCACCCUGUCCGACAUCCUCGGCCAGACGGACCCUCAUCUCGCCGUCGUCUCCCGCACCGGCCUCGUGGGCAUGUCUCUGCAGUACUACCAGCUGCCCGGUGAGACUGAGUGCCGCCAGCACUUCUUCUUCGAGCUGAACGAGAACGUGCAUUUUGCUGACGAGGACGGAAAUCGCUGUGCCAUUCAUGGCUUCGCUAUGUGGAUGGCGCCCACCGCCGAUAGCAAGGCCGAACUCACUGUGCGAUUGUGCAUCAAGAGUGAGCCGUUCAUGGAUCCUCUUCUGAUCUUCGAAUUUUACGUCGAGAACUCGAAGGAGAACCCGAAGGACCAAUUCAUUCUGAUCGAUUUCAUCAAUGAGACUGGCGGCAAGUUGUACGGUUACCGCGACGCUCUCCUCCAGUGGAUGAUCCGCCUCAACAUAGCCAAGUUCCUCAGCUGGUCUUGCCACGGCAUGGACUUUGAGGACUCCAACUUCGCAGGCGACGGCGAGUACAUGGGCGAUCUCAAGUUCGACAUCAUCAUCCACAACAAAUUCAAGUCCGACCCCAAUGAGCUUGGCGACAACAUGAAGCGGAUUAUCGACGUGACGAAGACGCCCAUCAAGCGCGGUGUUUGGCUCGACGAGGACUUCACCCGCCCUCUCGAAUACAGGCUUGCGAAACUGCCGUACGAGGGACCUCCCCCCUGGCGCGAUGCCAUCAGAAAUGCGUCUGUUGACAAGUGGUUUGAAGGGAUUGAUGACUGGUUUGCUACGGGAGAGUUUGCUAAGGAGUGA
This is a messenger RNA of Fusarium tjaetaba, 933 nucleotides long. RefSeq lists its product as uncharacterized. Bases 1 to 933 code for a protein of 310 amino acids. NCBI's taxonomy places the organism in Eukaryota, Fungi, Ascomycota, Sordariomycetes, Hypocreales, Nectriaceae. The record is from RefSeq and is a predicted model, not a curated record. The transcript has 3 exons.